Cyprinodon variegatus (sheepshead minnow) is the source of this 3971-nucleotide messenger RNA. RefSeq names its product ER degradation-enhancing alpha-mannosidase-like protein 3. Gene Ontology annotation, biological process: endoplasmic reticulum mannose trimming; mannose trimming involved in glycoprotein ERAD pathway; carbohydrate metabolic process. Lineage: Eukaryota; Metazoa; Chordata; Actinopteri; Cyprinodontiformes; Cyprinodontidae. Bases 592 to 3216 code for a protein of 874 amino acids. The transcript is spliced from 20 exons. The record is from RefSeq and is a predicted model, not a curated record. Gene Ontology annotation, molecular function: mannosyl-oligosaccharide 1,2-alpha-mannosidase activity; calcium ion binding. Gene Ontology annotation, cellular component: membrane; endoplasmic reticulum.
CCGGGGUAGCCUGUUGUUUGACAGCUUGGUCUUCUUAGCUUCGCGUCGCUGACUGUAAACCUACCAAGGUUUUUUUUUUAUUGGAAAAAACGACGGCAGCUGCAUUCCUUUCUCUUUUUUUUCCCAGGAUUAAUUAGGUCCAACUUAUUUUACUUGUUUUAUUAAUAAGCUUGUUUGCUAACUAGCAUGGCUAACGGGCUAGCAUCGGGGAGCCUCCCAACAGCUGGAGGAGCCUCUAACUGUCAACCGUUGCUUUCAGUUUGCUAGUUGAGGCGUGUAUCUUCUUGUUUUGUGGUUUAUAUGGUGGUUAGAUAUUUUUACUUAAUCUCUUUCGGAUUCUUCACUUGUUUCCCUUCCUUCUUUGUUUACAUGGACGUUACAUUAGGUGUCCCUAUUAAGAUUCGACAAAGAAUAGGACAACAAAGCUGGGGAGAAUGGAAAUUGGCAGGUAGUUAAAACUGUGCCAUUUUGGUCCCAAAGCAAGAGAAUGAGCUGGGAUCUGAUGGAGAACAGCCGUGCCAGCUGGACUGUUUGAUUUGCGUGGGCGUUGGAUAGAGAGGAGCUUGUUUGCUCCCAUUUAAGAUUAACCUUAUGUCAGAACAUAAGAGGAGACUUGGUGAUAAAACUUUAAGGAAACAAAGCAUUUGUUUUGCCAUCGAGAUGAUGCUAAAAACGCUUGUGAUCACCAGUCUUCUUAGCUGGGUGAAAUGUUUAGAGAACCAGAGCAUGACACCAGAAGAGAAGACCAACAUCAGAAACCAAAUUCUUGAAAUGUUUGACCAUGCCUAUGGAAGUUACAUGAAAUAUGCCUAUCCAGCAGACGAGCUGAUGCCUCUAAGCUGCAAAGGGAGAGUCCGUGGAGAAGAACCAAGCAGAGGCGACAUUGAUGACUCCUUGGGGAAGUUUUCCCUCACGCUGAUCGACACCCUAGAUACACUAGUGGUGUUGAACAAGCUGGACGAGUUUGAGGAUGCAGUGAAGAAGGCUGUGGAGGACGUCCGCUUGGACAAUGAUGUGGUGGUGUCUGUGUUUGAGACCAACAUCAGAGUUUUAGGUGGGCUUUUAGGGGGGCAUGUGAUGGCGGACCUGCUCCGGCAGCGAGGGGAGAGGAUGCAGUGGUAUCAGGAUGAGCUCCUUCAUAUGGCUGUAGAGCUGGGCCGGCGACUGCUUCCUGCCUUCAACACCACCAGUGGCCUUCCCUACCCUAAGGUGAAUCUGCGGUACGGCACCUUGAACCCACUUUCUCGCACUGGCACUGAAUCUGACACGUGUACGGCAUGUGCAGGGACAAUGAUCCUGGAGUUUGCUGCGCUCAGCAGACUGUCAGGAGAGUCUGUGUUUGAGGAGCACGCCAGGAAGGCCCUGGAUGUCCUCUGGGAGCGGAGACAAAGAGGAAGUGACUUAGUAGGAACUGUUAUCAAUAUCCAUAAUGGAGAAUGGGUCAGGAAAGAUAGCGGAGUUGGUGCAGGAAUUGACUCUUACUACGAAUACCUGAUGAAGGCCUACAUUCUUUUAGGAGACAAUACAUUUCUACAGAGGUUCAACAUCCACUACAGCGCGAUCAUGAAGUACAUCAGCCAGCCUCCUCUUCUACUCAACGUACACAUGCACAAUCCCACAGUGAGCGUUCGCGGCUGGAUGGAUUCCCUGCUCGCUUUCUUCCCUGGUUUACAGGUUCUAACAGGAGAUCUAAAACCAGCCAUAGAAACACAUGAAAUGCUGUACCAAGUCACAAAACAGCACAAGUUCCUUCCAGAGGCUUUUACCACGGAGUUCAGAGUUCAUUGGGGCCAACACCUACUAAGACCAGAGUUUGCAGAAAGCACCUACUACCUCUAUAAGGCCACUGGUGAUCCUUACUACCUCAGAGUGGGACAAUCCAUAGUGGAAAAGCUCAACGCCUUUGCCAGGGUGCCUUGCGGGUUUGCAGCUGUGCAGGACGUCCGUACGGGGACACAUGAAGACAGAAUGGACUCAUUUUUUCUUGCCGAGAUGUUCAAGUACCUCUACCUGCUGUUUACGGACAAGAGCCAGCUGCCAAUUGACAUAGAUGACUACAUCUUCACCACAGAGGCUCACUUACUGCCUGUCUCUCUGUCCACAACUCAGGCAUCUGUUCGGAUCAACGUUACGGAGGAUAAUGCUGCUGCUACUGCUGCUGCUCAUGAUGAGGAUCUGUUUACACACUCCUGUCCCAGCAUGGAGACGUUGUUUCCCAACAACCCGUCGUUUGCCAAAACCAUUAGGGAUGGUUACAAGUACCUGACUGGGGUUGGACGAGCCUUCACCCAAUUACCCCUCAGGGAAAUUGAGCUACCACUCCAUGAUAAUGGCAUGGAACCAGUGGAGUUCUUGAAGAGCAUGGGCAUCUCUCUCACUCCACUGAAUGAGAUCACCCAAGGCGACAUUAAUGGUCCCAAGCAGCAUAAAGGUGUGUUCCGUGUAAAGCUUGUGGCAGAGGUGAGCCAGACUCCAGAGGAGGAGCUGGUGGUGCCGCAUGUUGUUCAGCUCAUUUCCCCCCCGUUUCUGGGCAGGACGGUCCUCACUGCGGGACCGGCCAAGUUUGGAAUGGACCUCACCAAGCAGGAGCACGGAGUGAAAGGAACCAUAGUGAAAGCUUCCCCCUACACUGCUUGUGGGCCAAUAGAAAAUGCAGCAGAGGUUAAAGGCCAUAUUGCAUUGGCAUUACGUGGGGACUGCAUGUUUGCAGCAAAAGCUCGUUGGCUGCAACAAGCAGGAGCCAGUGGAGUCAUAUUUAUAGACCAUCGUGAAGGAAGUAACAGUGAGGAGACGCCACUCUUCCAGAUGGUUGGAGAUGGCGACUCCACCGAAGACAUCAACUUGCCUUUGGUGUUUCUGUUUAGCCGUGAAGGUGCUGUGCUCACAAGCGCUCUGGAGAAACAUCACAACGUGGACGUGCUGCUGCUGCCACAGGAGAGGCAGCUAGGACAGGAUGAAUCAGAAAAAUCUCUCAGCAUGAACAUAGAACUCCAUCUGAGAGAGGAGGGGGAGCUGGAGGAGAGCGCAGCUCAAGGACCCACCCUGGAGUUGGUUUUAGAGAACGAAGAUGUUUUUAAAGCAGAGGGUGAAGAAGAGCUUGGUGGAAAAGGGCAGUCACAGCAGCAGCAGGUCUGCACUCAAGGCAUGACUGAACCCUGUUCUACAGACUCAACACAAUCUCUGCACACUAAAACUGGACCAUUCACAAACCCCUGACCACUGUAGUUUACCAAAAAUGGUUUCUAGAUGGUUUCUGAGCAAGAAGGGACCCAUAGUCCAGCUCUGCAGCACAGUCUGCCUGUUUACAAUUAGCUGAGGGGAAGUAGAAUAGGCUCCAUGUUGAUGACAUAGUGGAGCUGCUGGGAUUCUGCUCUGAACUGGAACAUGUAGCUACAAGAGCCUGUUGCUAUGAUGAGGCAUCCAGUAAACCAUGAUUUAAAUUCAUACUAACCUAGAGAGAAGCUUAGAUGAGGUUACAAAAUUUAUGCAAUUUGCUUUUAAUCUACAUUGCACCUUUUUAACUUAAUCGAAUACUGUUUAGUCUAUAACCAUCGGUUGAGUCUUACAUGGCCAGUAGGUGGCAGUAGCUUCCAUAACCUCUCAGUUGUACCCUGUGGAAGAAGGAGAAUUGCUACGUAGUUUGACUAAAAUAGAUCUGGGGUCUAUCUCAGUCGGAUCUACGUAAGCCCCUUGUGUAAAAUCGUGUCUGGUGUGAUUAUUCCUAUUGACUUUUAAUGGGCGCUAAACGCCACGACACACUUUUCUGUUGGAUCGGACAUAAAAUCAGAUUGGGUCUUUUCUGGCCUUUAGGCUCAUUUGGAAAGUACUUGUACUUGCUAGGAACUUCAGGGACUUGAUGAGUGAAUGCUGUAUGCAAGAUGAACCAAUUUAUAAAAAAUGUGCAGUUUUGAUGCACAUGUGAUGGGGUGUGUUAUGCACUUUUUUUUGCCUAAUUAAAGCAUUAGACUGUG